AUGAAAGUCUCCCCACAGCCCGCCUCCGUCCACGACGUCAACGAACAUGACGACCCAAUUCUGCACACCAAACGCUCUGCCACCCGGGUUUCGAAGAGACCAAGGCACUCCGAUCCAGGGCCCAGAUUAGCAAGCUUGAAGUGCGGAAACGAUCACAAGUCUCAGGGAGACCGAAAAGCCAAGGCGGAGGCUCAACCAAGCUUGAUAAUCGGAAAAUCACGCUGCCAUGGACCCAUCAAGACGUUGGUUACUACGUACAAAGGGAAAGCCCCCCUAACCAUCUUCAGUACUAGCAAGGACCAGACCGACCAAAGCAAUGAAAUUGAAGGCACCUGCUUUCGCAAGAUCUUUCUGACUGACGAAACCGAGAUUUUGAACCCGACUGCCAUAUAUGAGAGGCAGCGAUGUGUGAAGCUGGUUAUCCUGAUUUCGCACGCGGAUGAGAUUUAUGAGAACCCGACGAUCUUUGUUGAGCAGCGGGUGUAUGGGCGCGGCUCUAGCGCCCAACACCAAACCCAAACCCAAACUCAGACCGUCGCCCAAGAGUUGAUGUUCGGUAAACUAGUCCAGCUCGGUGUCGAGUAUCUCUUCCCCGGCUGUGGUGAUGAAGACCCGACAUUGGGGAAGCGGGAUCUGUUUGUUCGAUUCCAGUCUCUGGACGAGUCGGUCUUCAGUCAGUAUAUCAACCGCGCAAGAUGGUACGGGUAUGAUGUACACGAAAGUAUUCGAAUUGACGACAAGAUGCUCGAAACUGGAGUCGAGUAUAUUAUCCCACCACCCACCGGGAUUGGCCCUGGCUCGUGUAUCGGAUUUCUCGAUGAUCAUUGUCAUUGGUUGGGAAGUACUUACCACAGUAUUUUCGGCGACUUGACAGAGGUUCAAAAACACCAUAUUCUUUAG
This is a messenger RNA of Aspergillus nidulans FGSC A4, 900 nucleotides long. RefSeq lists its product as uncharacterized. Bases 1 to 900 code for a protein of 299 amino acids. NCBI's taxonomy places the organism in Eukaryota, Fungi, Ascomycota, Eurotiomycetes, Eurotiales, Aspergillaceae. The record is from RefSeq and is a predicted model, not a curated record. The transcript is spliced from 5 exons.